Messenger RNA from Lasiosphaeria miniovina, 2324 nucleotides. RefSeq lists its product as uncharacterized. Bases 1 to 1848 code for a protein of 615 amino acids. The transcript is spliced from 2 exons. NCBI's taxonomy places the organism in Eukaryota, Fungi, Ascomycota, Sordariomycetes, Sordariales, Lasiosphaeriaceae. The record is from RefSeq and is a predicted model, not a curated record.
AUGGACGACGCCGCGAGGCUCGUGUCGGAGCUGCACGACAGGCUCGCCGAGCUCGACGGCAAGGUCGCUGCCUACCAGCGCGACCUGCUCGCCGAGUUUCACAGGCACAUGGAGGACUGCCUAAAGCAGUACCCGGUCCACGUCUCCAACGAGAUCUUGAGAGUCAUCGCCGAGUCUCUUGCGAGGUAUCCAGCCCUAAGCCCGACGAGCCCAACAACCCCGGCCGCCUUUGAGAGCGAUCGCCCGCCCUCGGGCUUGUCCCUCGCCGAUCGCAAAGCCUGGGACGGCCGGAAGUCGCCCCCUCCUAUCCUCUACCACACUUCCGGCGUGCCGAAAGAGGGCCCGAGAAGCCCGCACCAGCGCGAGAAGGAGUUUCAGGGUCUUUUUACACCCACAUACCUCCCGCUCCUAGACAGCACAUAUCACAGCGUGCACUCGCCACCGCGGUCGCCAGUCCCUGUGACUCCGACGGCAACACUAGACGCAGCCGAACCCGAAAAAGUUGAAAAGACAAAGGAGCCAGAGGUUGCCAAGCUUGAGAUUCGGCCUGCCCCUGUCAGACGUCUGACAGACCUAUCAUCUUCAUCAAUCGAGUCAUCAGGAAGUGAGAGCAAGGCGCGGAGAAGUGCGCUACGGCGAUCUUUAAGCUCAACUAGAGGCAGUCCCCGCCGGGUUCGUUUUGAAUUCAAGGGCGAGGAGGUUUUCCCAUCUGCCUCCCCACAGGCACUAAUUGAACUGGCCUUGGUUGACGAGGCGGAGCCUCUAGUCAAGGCAGCCGACACGUCAGCCAAAGCCUUGGGGGAUGAGUCACCGGCGUAUACAGGCACGUCGUUGCUCGAUGUAGAGGGCGAGGAAGACUCGUUUCCAAGACCAAAAAAGGUCUCUUCAACCCAGGCCCUCCGAGCCCUUACGCGGAGUCCGCUUGACGAAGGAACCGUCUGGACAGUGGUAAACCCGAGCUCCGACGAUACCCCCAAGAUGAAUGGCGGAAAGGCAAUCGAUACCUCACUCAAGGUUGAAUCACGGAUCGCCGUCCAACCACAGCAUGCCGUCGCAGAAAACCAUGUCCCCGAUGAACUACUUGGAUCACCUAUCGAAGAACUUGAGAAUCACGAGGACGAAGAUGCCUCCGACGAGGAAUUUCUCUCCAUAAGACCCAAAUCUUCCCCUAAGGCCCCUUCACUAACUGUACGAUCCCCAUUUGGUCAGCUGCCCGCCUUAAGCAGUUCUGAGAAAUCGAAAUCGGCGGCCGGAAGAAUCAAUGAUUCAGACCUGGGAGACGACGAGGACCCUCUAUUCGACUUUGAGCAGGAGGGGAGCCGCAAGUCAGCAGCCCCCCUCGGUCAACCGAGCAAAUACAUCGACGAAGACGAGGAAGAGUAUGAUGGCAAGGGCGACGAGACCCCCCGCGGGCGGUCCUUGAGACUCGUCUCUGCAGCGGACGACGCCACCGGCACCGCUACCACCACAGAGCAGCCGGCACCUCAAGCGGUAAAUUUGCCGCCAGUCUCGCCAUCGGCAGUGUUGUUCUCACAAUCAGUUGGCUCGUACAAAGGUAACCCCAUGCGGUUUGGCCCGAUGACCGACGCGCGGCUAUAUGACGAGAUUGCCAGCAUGAAGGACGUGCGGUUGGUCAUUGGCAGCAUUCGGGAUGCGCAAUUUGUCGGCAGCAUUGACCGGCGCAACAACGUUGACGCGGCAGAUCUGGGCAGCUACAGCGCGGCUAGUCUUUCGAGAGCGUUCGCAGGCACCCCGCGCAGCUUCACCGAGCGGCUGGCACUGGAGGAGGCUAUGGAGAGGCGCAGGGCUCAAGGGGAUACUCUUGACGGAGGCGAGGACGGGAGCUAGAGGUAAAAGGGGUACAGAGAAAGAGCUGAGCCUGCAUUAUGGUAGUUGUUUUGCUCCCUGAUGAGGGCCUUUAGCUUGCAGGGUACUUUUAUUUUACCGUCGACAUGCAUGGACAAGGAGCGAUAUGCCUUUCAUAUUCGUCUCUUGUCGUCUCUGUUUCUGCAACCAUACUUCAUCUAUCAUACACGGGGAUGGCGCCAAGGUAAUGGAUGGGAUGGAUGGGAGCUGUGCGGAUCAGGAGGGCCCUUUAUAUAUAUAAUAGACAGGGGAAGGUGGGCGAUGUUUGCUGGCCUCGCAGAGCAGCACGCCCUUUGUAAAAAAAAAAAAAACACAAGAGCUGCAUCAUGAUACCACGGGGAAACACCGGAUUCAUAGUGGAGGCGAGGAACACUUCAAAGGGGUUAUCGUGAUCGGAUUCCUAGGUAAUGUGGGGGAUUGGAACUUACAGAUAUCUGUUUUGGUAGGUAAGGUAACUA